AUGGCAAAGAAUAGGGGCAAAAACAAGUUCGUUGUUGGCUCCUCUAGUGAGAGAGAGAACGUGCCUUCGGGGAGGUUACCGAAAUCUUCGAGGGGUCGACCUUCGGAGAGGCCGUUGGAGAAGAGUUCGAUUGGUUGGGAUGCUUCCGAAGAUGAACGUGCAACCUCUGGUGAGAGGGCUGGUUUUUCGGGUGUUCGUCGUCGUUACUCCGAGUUUCCAGUUCAUUGGUCGGAAGCUGAUCCGAAGGGCAAGUAUGCCUCAAUUUUGCAUGAGACCACGCAGAUCGACGGUCCGUUGGAGAAAUCGGUCAGCGGUGACUGGUUGGUGGAAGCGAAGUUAGGGAAUUAUCAUCGGAAGGCCGAGGAGCUAUACGGAAUUCAGCAUGCCUUGGGGUACUGGUGCGAGCUUCCUGAACAAGAGCGUCCUCGGGUGACUCAUCCACCGAGGGGGUUCAUUUCCGUGUAUACUCACCAUUUGGAGAAUGGUCUCCGCUUUCCUUUGGAUCCGUUCGUAUCCGAGGUUUUGGUGUCGUACAACAUUAGUUUGGCCCAGCUCACACCCAAAUCUAUGAGGCACAUAAUCGGAUUUAGAUGGGUGUGUGACUUCGUCAAUUUCCCUUGCUCUGUCGCUAUUUUUCGGGAUCUUCACGAUCUGGUUCUCAACCAUGCUUCCAAGGGUGAUGGGUAUGGUUGGUGGACCAUUGUCAACAAGAAGUCCCGAAAGAGGGGGGAUCCGAACUACAUCACGGCGUACCCCUACCUUAGCUCUGACCACAAUUGGAAGACGGAGUGGUUGCUCGUCCGUGUGCCGACGGAUCCGAAGCAUCCCAACUUUUAUCGUCCUCCGAAGUGGUUCGUGGCUCCUGAUCCUGAUAUGAGGGGUGUGGCAGCUCCAGAUCGGAACCAUCGCCACUAUGUGGACCUCCUCCAGUGGUUCUUGGCUCAAGAGGAUAACCACCGACUGCCGUCUAGCUGGCUCCCGAAUCUCAAUUACAUUCUGAGGGAGGACAUUCUUGCUGUUGCCGGUCUCAGCAGGAUUUUUGACAGGGAGUACGGCUUUAGCUGCAUUGAUCCUAAGAAGUUGGGCAUUUCUUUGGAUUUGAAGACUAUUCACGACCCGGCUCCCGAGUACAAGUUCGGAAAAGAUAACCCUCGUAAUCCUCGUCUGAAGGAUUACGUGUUGUCUCCUUUGGGGGUUGCUCGGAUAUCCGAAGUUCGAGCUGAUCCGUGGGAUUCCGCCUCUUCUGUUGAAGCUGUUCCUGUGAAGGUUGUGCUUCCUGAGUUGAAGACGACUUCGGAUCCGGGUCCUGGGACUGACGCUGUGCCGCGUGCCGUUCCUUCGGUUUCAUCUCCGGCUCGGAUAGAUAUCUCUUUAUCUAGGAACCGGGAUCAACGCAAAAGGAAGGGUAGCACUCUUUUGAGGCCUUCCACGCAUCCGAAGAAAGCGAAGGCUUCUCAGCCCUCGGAGAAGGAAGCAGUUUCGGAAGUCAUGCCUCCUCCUAAGAAUCUUCUUCACUUCAUGCCCUUGCCAGGGCAGAAGUUAAAGAGUGUGGUGGUUGCUGAACCGCCGGCCGUGGAUCAGCCGCUGAUCGAGGAAGAUAUCAUCCCUUCUCCCCUUAAACCAUCUGCUGCUUUGGGGAUCGAAAUCCAGGAUAUCACCGAGGUGAUGGAGGCGAUUGAAGCCGAUUUUGUUCCUGGUUCGGAUGUCCCUGAGGUAGCUGGGGAGAAGAAGGAGUCUGCUGAUCUUCCCUUCGAGAGGGAGAAGAGUCCAGACAAGGAGAUGAUAGAUCUCUCGGGCCCCGAAGCUGCGGUCCCCGAGGUUCAGAAGGAGGUUCCCUCUGCUGGAGAGGAGGAGCAGCCCGAGCAAGGUUUGACGAGGAAGAGGCGCCACUCAACUUUGGGUUCUACUUCUACCUCGGCCCUGGAUAGGCUGAUCCAUGCUGAUCCCUGUUCGGAUGUUCCGCUAAAACGGAUCCCCGAAGAAGUAAGGGAGGCGAUGGCUCGAUAUGCCAGGGCUCCGAUUUUUGGAGAGGACCCUUUGGCUCACGUGGGAUCCUUGGUGGGCCCCGAGGCUGCUCGGGAGAAUCUGCUUCGUGCUAACCCGCAGUGGAGGGUUCCUGGGGCCGAAGAGAGGAAUCCGGCAAUGAUGGCCCAGUACUAUCUGAACGAGGCUGUUUUCUGGUCUUCGUUCGCUUCCGAGUGUAGCUCGGUUGAGGAGAAACAACUGAGGAAAUAUCGUGAGGCUUAUGCUCGUGAUAUUCCCAUUUUGGACCAGAAGGCUGGGCAACUCCUCUCCGAGCUUACGGAACUCAAGCAGCUGUACCUUCACUAUAGUCGCGAGGCUAGAGAGUCUGCUGAGAAGAUCGGGACCGAGGUUGGCCAGCUCAUCUUCCGAGUUGAAGAGGAUGCUGAGAAGAUCGCUUCCUUUGCUGAGGAGAAGAAGGAUAUGGCCGCUAAGUUCGCUAGCGAACUUGAGGAAAAAGAUAGACUCUUCCAGGAGAUGAAGUCUAAAUUUGAAGCGGCCGACAAGGAGCGUAAAGAGGCGGAGUUAAGGCUCCACCAUUUUGUCCAGCAUCGGGAGCUGAUCCAGCAGCAAGCUGAUAAGGUGCAUGUCCUUCGGCUGAAGCUUCGGGAAAAAGAUGACUAUAUUCGGAAGCUGGAGCAGGAGCGAGUCAACCUCUACACUGCUGAUCAGUGCUCGUUUGUUAAAAGCUCGGCUUGGCUGGAGCUUGAACUUAAACUUAAACAAGCUACUCGUGAGCUAAGCUCGAACAAUGAAAAAAUUAAACGAGCAAAGCUCGAACAGGAAAAAUAA
Messenger RNA from Spinacia oleracea (spinach), 2814 nucleotides. RefSeq lists its product as uncharacterized. Bases 1 to 2814 code for a protein of 937 amino acids. The transcript is spliced from 7 exons. The record is from RefSeq and is a predicted model, not a curated record. NCBI's taxonomy places the organism in Eukaryota, Viridiplantae, Streptophyta, Magnoliopsida, Caryophyllales, Amaranthaceae.